Salarias fasciatus (jewelled blenny) is the source of this 3839-nucleotide messenger RNA. RefSeq names its product spire-type actin nucleation factor 1a (gene spire1a). The record is from RefSeq and is a predicted model, not a curated record. The transcript is spliced from 18 exons. Bases 146 to 2500 code for a protein of 784 amino acids. NCBI's taxonomy places the organism in Eukaryota, Metazoa, Chordata, Actinopteri, Blenniiformes, Blenniidae. Gene Ontology annotation, molecular function: actin binding; microtubule binding. Gene Ontology annotation, biological process: Golgi vesicle transport; actin nucleation; actin filament network formation. Gene Ontology annotation, cellular component: cell cortex; cytoplasmic vesicle membrane.
GUGAGCCGUUGGUGCUCCUCGGACUCUCGCUGUGCGGGUAACAGAACCGCGGACUAUGUGACUCCGUCCCCGUUGAAAAUAUCAACUCACGGCUGGUUUUCGGUUUAUUUUUCCUCUCUUCAGACGUGGUUAUCAUGGUGUGACGAUGGCCCAGCGAGAGGGGAACGACGAGGAGAUGUUGACUUCGCCGACCAUUCUCCGGGAUUUCUCCGCGGAUUUGAACGUCGGAGACGUCAACAUGGACUGCUGCGAGGGAGCCGAGGAUGUGUCCCUGGAAGAGAUCCUGACUCUGUACAGCCAGCCGAUCAACGAGGAGCAGGCGUGGGCGGUGUGCUAUCAGUGCUGCCGGACUUUAUCGCAGAGCCACCGGAGGAAAAGCUCCAAGUCCACCGGUGCCCCUGCGGGCGUCUUCCCGAGGAGGAUCGGCGGACCUGGGGAUGUGCGGAUCGGCAGAGACGGGACUGUCAGACUGCACUUUGAGGACUGCACAGAUAAAUACCAGUCGGCAGCCACGUCAUUAGAGGUUAUUGAUUCCCUGGGUGUCAUGAUCUACAAAGCUCUGGAUUAUGGCCUCAAAGAGAACGAAGAGCGGGAACUCAGCCCUCCGCUGGAGCGCCUCAUCGACCUGAUGACCAACCCUGAAGGGAAGGAGAGCGACUCCUGUCCCGACGAGGGAUACGAGGCCACAGAGGAAGAGGACGAGUGCGAGGAGGAGGAGGAGGAGGAGAUCGUCUACGCUACAUCCACCAGCACCGUCGGCAGCAUCCAGGGCUACCGCGACAUCAUCAAGCUUUGUUCUUCCCACCUGCCCAGCCCUUCGGAUGCCCCUAACCAUUACCAGGCCGUGUGCCGAGCUCUUUAUGCCGAAAGCAAGGAGCUCGGCACCUUCCUGGAGAAAAUCAAGAGCGCCAAGGAGAACCUCCGAAAGAUGGAAGGUGACACUCCGGAGGAACCGGUGAAAGACCUCAACGAGCUCCAGAACGCAGACUGGGCGCGGUUCUGGGUGCAGGUGAUGCGAGAUCUACGCCACGGCGUCAAGCUGAAAAAGGUGCAGGAGCGCCUGUACAACCCCCUCCCCAUCGAAUACCAGCUCACUCCCUACGAGAUGCUGAUGGACGACAUCCGCUCCAAGCGCUACAAGCUCCGGAAAGUCAUGGUGAAUGGAGACAUCCCCCCACGGUUAAAGAAGAGCGCUCAUGAGAUCAUUCUGGAAUUCAUCAGGUCACGGCCUCCACUCAACCCAGUCGCGGCCCGCAAACUGAAGCCCCGCCCCGCGCGGCCGCAGAGCCUCCACGAGCGGCUGCUGGAUGACAUCAGGUCUGAAAGGAAGCUCAAGCCAGUUUCGCCCGACAUGAUCCGCCGAAACCGCCUAGUCAUGCGGCCUCUUAGCAUGUCUUACAGUUUUGACUCAUCAGGUGCAGGAAAAAGCAUCAGCACCCCUCAGGAUUUGUUCCGCAGCUCAGACACCCCCGAUGGGAAGAGGAAGCUGGCUGCCAGCACCCAGACCCUGGCCGGCGCCAUCACGGAGCCCAGUCAGGGCGCAGCACAGCCGCUGAGUCAGAGGAAGAGGCUGCUCAAAGCACCGCCGCUGGCCGAGCUGGACAGCUCCGAAUCCGACGAGGAGCCCACACGGAGCAGCUCCAGCAUGUCUCCGUCUCUCAUGGAGGACACGUCUCCCGAGUCGGUCACGGGGAAGAAAGCUCCUCCGAAGUUCCUGCCCAUGUCUGUGACUCCUCAGCCAGACAAGCACCAGUCCUCACCGAGGCGGCACUCCAUCGAGAAAGAAUCCCCCACCAGCGUCCGUCCGUUUGCUCCGCCGUCCAGACUCACCUCCAGAUCUUUGGAGGAGUUCUGUUACCCCGUGGAGGGCCUGGCUCUGACGGUGGAGGAGGUGAUGCACAUCAGGCAGGUGCUGGUCAAGGCCGAGCUGGAGAAGUUCCAGCAUUACAAAGACAUCUACACCGCCCUGAAGAAAGGAAAGCUUUGCUUCUCAUGUCGGACCAAAAGAUUCUCACUGUUCACCUGGUCCUACACCUGUCAGUUCUGCAAAAGGCCUGUGUGUUCACAGUGUUCAAAAAAGAUGCGGCUUCCGUCCAAGCCCUACUCCACCCUGCCCAUCUACUCUCUGGGUCCCAGCACGAUGGCUAAAGAAGGCGGAGCAGCAGCUCCCGCCUCGGCGGAGCCGGAAAGGAACCCGUUUGGGUCUGCGCACAGCAGGAGCAGCCUCCGCAGGAGUGUUUACAAGUUCAAGCACGGCAGCAAAGACGGGCCGCCGCUGGACGAGCCGGAGUUCCCCAAGGAGCUGACGGAGGACUGGGCGACGAUGGAGAUCUGCGUGGACUGCAAGAAGUUCAUCACGGAGAUCAUCACUUCCAGCAAGCGGAACCUGUGCGUGGCCACCAAGCGAGCCCGCCUCAACCGCAAAACCCAGUCCUUCUACAUGUCGUCGUCCAGCUCGGUCAACUUCAGGCCGUCGGAGCGCGGCAUCAGCGAGGUGUAGAGCGCAUUUUUAGCACUUUUAGCAAAUAAUUCUAUAAAUAUAUGCAGUGUAUUUCUGACACAGACUGGUUCAUUGCAAUGUAUAAAAAAAAAAGAAAAAAAAGGGGGAUUUCCAGAAGAAGUCGGGAAUGACCAUGAAGCCGGGCCAUCCCACCCUGAAGUUAGCGCAGGCUCUCACUCUUUAUCCUCCCCCCCCACCUCCUCUCAGGAAAAGCUGCUGCAGCCAGCCGGAGCUGGUCUGGACUCCAGGUAACGAAGGACAGCCGAGGUUCUCUCAGUGGAAGUGAUAAUUCAGGAAACCAGCCGCCGGCGUCCCGUUUGCAGAGCAGGUCGGAGCGAGUGUUUUAACGCGACACAAAACGCCGCGUGCGGCUGUGAUAUCAUGUAGAUAAGACACGGGCCCAAUCUCAAUACGUUUUCCAGUUCCUGUUUACCUUUUUUUGCACUCAGGAAGAAAAAAAACAAACAACAACAGUCGAUUGUCUCUGGACAGGAAUGCACUGUAGAUCCUCCUGUCGGGUCUGCUGGGGCAGAUCUCUAUCGCUCUGCUGCCCCGCUCUCCUUCUUCUUCUUCUUCCAGCAACACGUAUGCCAAAUGUCACGUCUUUCAUUUUUGAAGCCAGUUUGAAUUCUAGUAUUUCAUGUUGCCGUGACAACAUGUCGGGGGCGGAGAAAUAGCUAUUUUUUUCUUCCUGGAAGAGGGUUUCUGUUUUUAGCCAAAAUGUAUAUUCAAUUCUGUGCCUGGUGCCAAAAUGUAUUUUUUUUCUCUGAAUGCCUUUGUAGUUACGGACCUACUGUACAUAUGUGUGAUAAAGUAAAGGGGCGGGAGGGGGCCGCGGUUUAGUUUUGUGCUGUUUUUAUGCUCCAAACUGGACUAUCGAAGCACAGACAUGUCAGAUUUGUGAAUGUGUACAUGCUGUAUAUCUUAACUGUUCCAGAAAUGAAAUUUUAAUAUAAGAAACUGAUCUUAAUCAAAGUAUAGUUUUACCGUGUUUUAAACUUUCUUUAUUUGACAUCGUUCAUCUAUUUUAUUUUGUCUACGUUGCGUUAAGAUUUUAUUUCUGCUGUAUAAACUUCCUCAGUGUUACGCCAGUGCUCUAAAUUGCAAAUCGCACUUUCAUCACACCAAUUUAUUGUUCACGUUGGGUUAUUUCUAUUGUCUUAAUUAAUAAGUUUCAAACAUUUGUUUUAAAGUGCCAUUUCCCAGGGUUCCUCAUGAAUGAAAACGUGUGCGAACGGCUGCCGGAUGUUUCUACAUUUAAAAAAAAAAAAAAAACGAGACAAUUCAUUGAGUUGAAUGUAGGCAUUUGUCACCAUCACUGACUUUGCUCUGUGGACAU